UCCCUCAGGGAGAUAGCCAAAUAAUAGACUAGCUGCCACAGACUGCACAGGCAAAAGAUCCCAAUGCUAUUUUCAAGGAUAGAUGUUGUUUCCACAGGUCAAACGCUGAUGAAACCAUGGCCUGGUCUGAGUCUGUGGAUACAAUACUAGCUAAUAAAGAUGGCUUGGCAGCUUUUAGGACAUUUUUAAAGUCAGAGUUCAGUGAGGAGAAUGUGGAGUUCUGGCUCGCCUGUGAGGACUUCAAGAAAACCAAGUCCUCGGCUAAGAUCGCUUCAAAAGCCCGAAAGAUUUAUUCUGACUUCAUACAAGCUGAUGCUCCAAAGGAGAUUAAUAUCGACUUCCAAACUAAAACCCACAUCUCUCAGAACAUCUCUGAACCCACUCUCAGCUGCUUUGAUGAUGCUCAGAGGUUAGUCUAUAGUCUCAUGGCAAAGGACUCUUUUCCCAGGUUUCUAAGGUCAGAAGUUUACAAGGAAUUGGUAAAGAAGCAACAGAAUGGAAAUCAGAAGAGAUGGUUCCCAUUUUUGUGAGAAAAUGCCCAAGGGAUUAUGAAUUUGUAUAUGUCUCCCAUUGCAAGUCAGUACAGUUAAUAUUUUAUUGAACUGAUUGUACAAACCAGAUCUAAAUUGCCUUUGCCAGCUUGUUUUUAAGUACAAUAGGCACAUGAUACUUUCUAAUAACAGUGGAGAAAUAGUCAAGAAACAGGAUAGAAUAUGCCAAGACAUUUGAGCUUCCUUUUUAGUAAAGAAGUUUGCCAUUGAAAAUUUUGCCAGUGCUUGCUUUAUCUGUCAAAGUGUUUUCACAUUAAGCAGAAUGUUUUGGGUUUUCUGAUUUGUUAUUGAUUUUUCUGUAGAAGUAUGGCCUCAAAAAUAAAUUUCAGGGGACUUGGAUACAUUUACUCAUUCAUUCAUCAUCUCAUUUGUAAUAUGUAAAAAUAAAAAAAAUUAAAAAAAAUCCUCCUUUAAGCAUAUUUUAUACCAACUAAAAACAGGAGAAGUAGAAAUAUGGUAGAUAACACAGUAUGAUAAUAUUUAAUAGGCAGAUGUUUUAUGACAAAUGUCCCUGGCUUUCAGAGCAUAUUACUGUUUCAUAAUGCAGCUGUCUUCAAUAUGACUCUAUCCAAUUUUCUUUGUGUUUAUUUAAUUUGAAUUUUUAUUGAGAAGUCUCAUUUAUUAAUUGUGUAGGCAUUUGGAAAAAAAAACAACAAACCCUGAGUAAAUAUUCCUUUGUACAUUUUCAGUUAGUAGUUCCUUUUCUUUGCUUUUCCAAGUGUAUCAGUGAUACUGUCCCCAUGCACUCAUGAAAUGAGUUAUUACAAUUUUUCAAUGAAAUACAGGUGAGCAGAAAAGUAAACAUCAGAGAAACAGUUUCAGGCAAGUAAGCAUGUAGAUCAGAAUUUAGUCAUGGUGUUAUUUUUCAAACAAGCAAGAUGCAGUAGGAUUCUAGUGCAGUUAUCAUGUUUGCACACACUGAUCUCGUUCAUUGCUGUUGGAGAGUUUAUUGUGUAUAUUUUGAUGAAGGAAGGAGCUGUUGUAUAGUACUGAAAUAAGAAAUAUUUUAAACCAUAUUGGGCCAGGAAGAAUCUUCACUAUGGAAUUAAUUCUAAAUA
Molecule: messenger RNA, 1609 nt
Organism: Pezoporus flaviventris
Lineage: Eukaryota; Metazoa; Chordata; Aves; Psittaciformes; Psittacidae
Gene: RGS21
Product: regulator of G protein signaling 21
Exons: 3
Coding region: 117-530 (137 amino acids)
Source: RefSeq, a predicted model, not a curated record